Aplysia californica (California sea hare) is the source of this 1928-nucleotide messenger RNA. Its product is annotated as hexosaminidase D. The coding region runs from base 105 to 1559 and encodes 484 amino acids. The record is from RefSeq and is a predicted model, not a curated record. The transcript is spliced from 14 exons. Gene Ontology annotation, biological process: carbohydrate metabolic process. NCBI's taxonomy places the organism in Eukaryota, Metazoa, Mollusca, Gastropoda, Aplysiida, Aplysiidae. Gene Ontology annotation, molecular function: hexosaminidase activity.
CUCAAACACACCACAGGCAAGCAUAUUAUUGACUUCGAUCUAGAUGCAGCUACUACUUUCGACUGUGUAGACAUUUUCCCCUUACGUGGUUUUAUAGGAAAACGAUGGCUGACGACAAGAAUAAAUUGCUUCCACACAGGCUUGUUCAUCUUGAUCUCAAGGGGGCCCCUUUGUGUGUUGACUAUCUUGAGAAGGUUUUCCCACUACUCAAAAGAUGGGGUACAACAGGCUUACUUGUGGAGUAUGAAGACAGCUUUCCGUAUAGCGAAGAGUUGAAGGUUCUUGCAGCUCCUCAUGCCUACAGUAAAGAAGAAAUCAAGCAAAUUCAGACCCUGGCCGCUGACAAUGACCUUAUCAUUAUCCCUCUAGUGCAGACUUUUGGCCAUUUAGAGUUUGUGCUGAAGCAUGAAGAAUUCUUUCCUUUGAGGGAGGUUGAGAAGUACCCAAUGGCUCUCUGCCCUUCAAAUCCAGAUGCACUCUCAGUGGUGUGUAAAAUGAUUGAUCAAGUAAUGGCCUUGCAUUCAGGUGUUCAGCAUUUUCAUAUUGGAUGCGAUGAGGUCUAUCACUUGGGCCUUUGUAAAACCUGUAAAAGUCGCAUGGCUGACGGCUCACUGAGCAAGGAACAGAUUUUCUUUUCACACGUCCGAGAAGUUGCCACUCAUGUUCAGAAGAACUACAAUGGAGUUAUGUGUAUAGUAUGGGAUGACAUGUUUCGGUUUUCAGAGCUGCCGGUUAUACUGAAUUGUCGACUCGGUGGUCUCGUUGAGCCUAUGAUCUGGCACUACGUACCUGCUUUCAUGCUGCCCAAUGAUCUGUGGGAGAAUCUGAGUGCAAUCUUUCCCAAGAUCUGGAUAGCUAGCGCAUUCAAGGGCGCUACUGGUCCUCGCGCAGCCAUCACUAACAUCCGCUACCACCUGGACAACCAUCAUGCCUGGCUUGAGACGCUACGCAGCAUGAGCCAAAAGUUCAAGGCCAUCCAAGGCAUUGCCAUCACUGGUUGGCAGAGAUACGAUCACUACGCUGUUCUUUGUGAGCUGUUUCCCCAUGGCUUGCCUUGCCUGGCACUGUGUCUUAGGUUUGUGGAACAAGGCACCCUGUCUCCCACUGAUGUAGAAUUUGUUGGCAAGGAACUCGAGUUUACCACCCCACUACCUAUCAACCCUUUUGCAUCCCGUGAUGUACCAGCUUGUGAUUUCCCUGGUUCUCUGGUGUAUCAAAUGACGAUAGAGUUUGUGCAUGCAGAAGCGACCAUUAAUGAGUUCUUUGCCUUAGAAGGCAUAGCUUCCUGGAUGCAUGAGUACAACAUGGAGAGAAAGUUUAUCAACCCAGUACAUGUGGAGCCACUUCUUGCCAGAGCAGAAAGCUUAUUGGAGUCCUUACACGGUACGCAAAGAAAGAUCAGCCCGGCAUUUACAGGGGUUUUUGUCUCUGGAGUGGAGCAAGAGUGGAAGGGUCUCUUUGUGCAGCCAUUGGUUAAAAGACUUGAGGAUUUCAUUGAGAAGGCCAAAACAUUUCUCGCCCCACCAGCUAUCACUAACCAAGUGGAGAACAAUACGUAGCCAAUGUAAAGGGGAGUAAUCAGAUACAUUUAUGUACAAACUCUUGUUAAUUGGUUGUGUCACUUUAGUUUGGUAUGACGUGAUUUUUAACUGUGCCAAAAACAGCUCGUGGGUGAUUGACGGUAGGGCUGGAUCCUGCUCGUCAAAUUUGAGAGUGGCGAUUCGCGAUUCAGUCGGCUUCAAAGAAUCGCGAGUACGCGAGCGCUCGCGGAACUGUGGUGGAACACUGAUUGAAACGGAACAGUAUCGUAUCAACGGAACUGUCAUGUCAACGGAACAGUAUCAUAACUACGCCACUAGGCGAGCGCGAGUCCCACUCUUGCUGUUCCGCCAUCCUCUCUGCCCCACACCCUUUGUUGCGCUGCUCUA